AACACAUUUUCUCAGCUCAGAAAUUUCAUUUUCUUAGCUUCCAAACACAAAUAUAUCUCUUUAAAUUAUUAAUAUAACCAAUUAACCAUCGCUAUACUUGAAAGUUGAUAUUGAAUGCAUGCAUAUUCAGUUUUCAGCUCAAAAGCUCCAUAUCCAUUUCAAAUUUCCCGCUUGCCGCCCUCAAACAUGGUGGUGGAUCGUUUCGAUUCUUGCAUUGCUUUUGGUGGGAAGGGUUUUGGUUGUGCUUUUCUCGGGAACUCAAGAACUAUCCUGAAAGCGCGGUUUAGCGGCAUGAACAAGAUUGGUAUUGCUGCUGCAUGUAGUAGUAGUAGUAGUAGUUGGAGGAGUAAUAAUUCAAGAUUGGCUUGUGUAGGAGAGUUCAACUUUUCAAAUGUGAAGAGAAUAGGGAAACUUUGUGGCAACAGUUCUAAUUUUCGCGUUGUGGGAGGUAGGGGAUUUUUGUCUAGGUGCCAGGGUGAUGAUGAUUCUUUAGCAUAUAUUAAUGGCAAUGGCCGGAAUAUUGAUAAUGCUGGAGGUGGUCCAAACAAGGUGGGUUCUGAUUUGGGUUCCAUUUCAGGAGCUGCAUCGAGUGAACCCUUGGAAGACGAAAGAACAAUUGGGGGUGAAAUAAAGCAAGAGGUACAGACAGUGGAUGAAUUGAAAGAACUGUUGCAAAAGGCCUUGAAGGAACUCGAAGUUGCUAGGCAUAAUAGUGCCAUGUAUGAGGAGAGGGUCAAGAAGAUAUCGGAGAGUGCGAUUUCCUUUCAGGAUGAAGCAUCAAGAGCAUGGAAUGAUGUUAAUUCUACUCUUGAUAUCAUCCAGGAAAUUGUGGGUGAAGAAUUUGUUGCCAAGGAAGCUGUUCAGAAAGCGACUAUGGCUCUUUCUUUUGCCGAGGCUAGGCUUCAAGUAGCCAUGGAGUCUUUGGAGGUUGUAAAAGGAACUUAUGAUCCUCGGUCACAAGGUGCCAAAGAGAGUAAUGGCGAUGAAGAUAUAUUGGAAGAGGAGCAAUUGCUUGUGGUUGCUCAAGAAGAUAUCAAGGAGUGUCAGUCAAAUUUAGCGAAUUGCGAGACAGAGCUAAGGUGCUUGCAAAAAAGAAAGGAGAAUUUGCAGAAUGAAGUGAACAAGUUGCAUGAAAUUGCGGAAAAGGCCCAGACGAAUGCAGUAAAAGCCGAGGAGGACGUCACAAACAUAAUGCUUUUAGCUGAGCAAGCUGUUGCUGAUGAACUUAAGGCUGCACAAGUCGUAAAUGAUGCAGAGAUUGCAUUAUCGAAAGCAGAUAAGUCUUCCUCUAGCAUUAUUGCUGACUCUGGUAUCACUCUACAAGAACAAGAGGUUUUGGACGAUCCUAAGGAGGAGGUGGUUCAAAAUGUUUCUGGUGAUGACACUGUUGAUACAGACACAGAUUCCCAAAUUGACAAUGAAACUUUGCUUGGCAAGCAAUCAUCAGACAAGUUUUCUGAUAAAACCAGCCAAAUUAUUGAAGAUACGGCACAGUCUGAUUAUCUGAGUGAUCAUGAAAAUGGACAGUUAGUCUUAGACCCAUCUAAAGAAGCUGAAGUUGAAGUAGAGAAAAUAAUGAAUUCAGUUCAAAUGAAAAAACAGGAAACACAGAAAGAUGUAAGAGACAAUCCACCACUUGUUCCCAAGGCAUUGUUGAAUAAAUCUUCCAGAUUUUUUCCUGCAUCAUUCUUCUCUUUUACUAUCGAAGGUGAUGAUUAUACACCAGAAUCAUUUUUCCAAAGUUUCGUGGAGUCAGCACGGAAGCUGUUACCCAAGCUAGUUAUUGGGAUAUUGUUACUUGGAGGGAUUGCCUUCUAUGCAAACAGAGCAGAGAGGGGUGCGCAAUUACUUCAGCAACCAGGAGUAAUUACAACCACUGCUGAAGAAGUUUCCACAAGUGCAAAACCUUUGGUUAGACAGCUUCAGAAUCUCCCCACGAGGAUCAAGAAUAUUAUUGCAUCAUUACCUGAUCAAGAGGUGGAUGAGGAGGAAGCAUCCCUUUUUGAUAUGCUUUGGUUAUUACUUGCUAGUGUUAUUUUUGUGCCAGUGUUUCAGAAAAUCCCUGGAGGCAGUCCCGUUCUUGGCUACUUGGCUGCUGGUAUCCUUAUUGGGCCCUAUGGUCUGUCCAUCAUUCGUCAUGUUCAUGGGACGAAAGCAAUAGCUGAAUUUGGAGUUGUUUUCCUGUUAUUCAAUAUUGGCCUUGAGCUCUCUUUUGAAAGGCUUAGUUCAAUGAAGAAAUAUGUCUUUGGAUUAGGCUCAGCUCAGGUUUUGGUGACUGCUGUUGUUGUUGGCCUAGUAGCUCAUUAUGUUUGUGGUCAAGCAGGUCCUGCUGCUAUUGUCAUUGGGAAUGGCCUCGCAUUAUCAUCAACCGCUGUUGUUCUGCAAGUAUUACAGGAGAGAGGUGAGAGCACAUCACGCCAUGGACGAGCCACAUUUUCUGUGUUACUUUUUCAGGACUUGGCGGUUGUGGUCUUGCUAAUUCUCAUACCUCUUAUUUCACCAAAUUCAUCUAAAGGAGGGGUUGGUUUUCAAGCUAUUGCUGAAGCUCUUGGUCUGGCUGCUGUUAAGGCAGCAGUUGCCAUCACUGUCAUUAUUGCAGGUGGACGAUUGCUACUUCGACCAAUAUAUAGGCAGAUUGCAGAAAAUCAAAAUGCAGAAAUAUUUUCUGCCAAUACACUCUUUGUUAUUCUUGGGACAAGUCUUCUCACAGCCAGGGCAGGGCUUUCCAUGGCACUAGGAGCAUUUUUGGCUGGUUUACUACUAGCUGAAACUGAAUUUUCCUUACAAGUGGAAUCUGACAUUGCUCCAUAUCGUGGUCUUCUGUUAGGUCUGUUCUUUAUGACGGUUGGAAUGUCAAUUGAUCCAAAACUUCUUGUUUCAAAAUUUAAAGUCAUUAUGGGGACGCUGGCACUCUUACUAUGUGGCAAGACACUGUUGAUUACUGUGAUUGGUAGAAUUUUCGGUAUUUCACUCAUUAAUGCCAUAAGAGUUGGCCUCCUUCUUGCUCCUGGGGGAGAAUUUGCAUUUGUGGCCUUUGGUGAAGCUGUUAAUCAGGGCAUAAUGUCUUCCCAGAUGUCCUCUCUGCUGUUUCUUCUUGUGGGAAUUUCAAUGGCCCUCACACCAUGGCUAGCUGAAGGAGGACAGAUGAUUGCUUCCCGUUUUGAGCUACAUGAUGUUAGAAGUUUAUUACCUGUAGAAAGUGAGACAGACGAUCUGCAAGAUCAUAUCAUUAUUUGUGGAUUUGGACGAGUUGGCCAGAUCAUUGCACAACUUCUUUCGGAGCGACUUAUUCCUUUUGUUGCACUAGACGUCAGAAGUGAUAGAGUGGCAAUUGGGCGUGCCCUGGAUCUCCCAGUGUACUUCGGAGAUGCUGGUAGCCGAGAGGUCCUACAUAAGGUCGGGGCUGAAAGGGCGAGCGCUGCUGCAGUAACUCUAGAUUCUCCUGGUGCAAAUUAUAGAACAGUUUGGGCUUUAAGCAAGCACUUCCCGAAAGUAAAGACCUUCGUCCGUGCUCAUGAUGUUGAUCAUGGAUUGAACUUAGAAAAGGCUGGAGCCACUGCUGUUGUCCCAGAGACCUUAGAACCAAGUCUUCAACUAGCAGCUGCAGUGCUAGCUCAGGCUAAGCUUCCAACAACAGAGAUUGCAGCAAUCAUAAAUGAAUUCAGAUCACGCCAUUUAGCCGAGCUCACCGAACUAUGUGAAGCAAGUGGAAGUUCUCUUGGAUAUGGAUUCAACAGAGCUAUGACUAUGAGCAAACCCAAAUCUCAAUCCUCAGAUUUCUCAGAUGAUAACCAAGUCUCUGAUGGAACAGUGGCAAUAUGAAGAUUCCACCCUUAUACACAAAACACAAGGAAUAAUGAUACAAAAUUUUGAAAAAUUGUAUAGAAGAUGAUAUGUUCUAUCAUUAUUAUGUACAGAAGGAGCAUAUUAUUAUUUGAAUGGAAAAUGCAUCAUCUUUCUUUGUCUUGGCAGAAAUUCUUUGUUCAUGCUCCUUGGGUUUUGGAAAGCAUGUAUAAGAUGGCCUAUUUUUAU
This is a messenger RNA of Arachis ipaensis, 4032 nucleotides long. RefSeq names its product K(+) efflux antiporter 2, chloroplastic. Gene Ontology annotation, molecular function: potassium:proton antiporter activity. The record is from RefSeq and is a predicted model, not a curated record. Gene Ontology annotation, biological process: proton transmembrane transport; potassium ion transport. Gene Ontology annotation, cellular component: chloroplast; membrane. Lineage: Eukaryota; Viridiplantae; Streptophyta; Magnoliopsida; Fabales; Fabaceae.